AACAUGGCCUGCUCCCUGCUGUGUGGUGCUAUAUCCUGUUAUUUAACUAUACAUUGAGGCGCCUCUGCCUGUGCGCUCGGCGCAAGGAGCAAUGGAGGGCGGUGGGAAGCUGGCGUACAGCUACGGCGGCGGCAGCGGCGGCAUCCGCCAUGACACCAAGCUGCUCAAGAGCUUCAGCGGCGUGGAGCCCCGCAAGUUCGGGCUCGGCCUUUUCGCCGGCCUCCUCAUCGUCGCCUGCGCCUACUUCUCCACCGCCAAAUUCGACGCCGUCCACAUCAACAUGAUAAGCUCCUUUGCCAAGAAUGCAGUUGGGAUUAGCUCGCCGGUCAACGCCGGCGAUAGUUCGAAGCAGCCACUAGAUUUGGGCAUGCAAGAGCAAGGUGCAUUGUCGAAGGAAACGAGCAAGGCUGAGUUUGAGAAAGAUGACGGCGGCGGCAUUUCCAAUUCAGGCGUUGCAGUUGCCUCUGCGGCGCCACCGGAUCCCGCAAUGGAGGGCGGCGGCAUCUCCAAUUCAGACGAUGACCCAAGCGCCGUUGCAGUUCUUCCUCCCUUGUCAUCAGAUUCCGCAGACACCACGCAGGAAUCAGGUGUUCUUGAAGAUCAGGAGCUGCAGGUGCAGAACGCUAUAGCAGAAGCUGCUAAUGCACCCGAGAACAGUAACAGUGUCGUCAGCGGUAGCACCAAUGGCAGCUCCCCUUCUGUGAUUCCAUUUCCAUCUGAUGCUGCUGACAUCCCUGCUCCUGCUCCUGCUCCUGCUCCUGCUCCAGCAAUUCAGGCUCCUGCUGACCAGAUUCCAGAAAUUGAGGCCCCUCCUCCAGAAAUUAAGGCCUCCCCAGUCCAACCGAUUCCACCUACUCCAGAGGUCAAGCAAGCAGGGUUGCAAGAUUGGGAGGCGCCGGAGCGGGAGUGGAAGCCGCUGUGCGACGUCACGUCGAACCGCCGCAUCGACUGGUGCGAGCUCGACGGCGACGUCCGCGUGCUGGGCGCCAACGCCAGCGUCACCCUGGUGGCGCCGCCCGGCGCCGACGAGCGCACCUUCCGUGAGGAGUCGUGGCGCAUCAAGCCGUACCCCCGCAAGGCCGACCCGAACGCCAUGCGCAACGUCCGCGAGGUGACGGUGCGGUCGGUGGCCGCCGCCGGCGGCGGGGCGCCGGCGUGCACGGACCGGCACGACGUGCCGGCGCUGGUGUUCUCGGACCGCGGGUACACGGGCAACUACUUCCACGCGUACACCGACGUUAUCCUGCCGCUGUUCCUGACGGCGCGGCGGUACUCCGGCGAGGUGCUGCUGCUGGUGACGAACUUCCAGAUGUGGUGGCUGGGCAAGUUCCUGCCGGUGUUCAAGAGCCUCUCCAACUACGAGCUGGUCGACCUGGACCGCGACCCGCGCGUGCACUGCUUCCGCCACGUCCAGGUCGGGCUCACCAGCCACGACGACUUCAGCAUCGACCCGCGCCGCGCGCCCAACAACUACUCCAUGCUCGACUUCACCCAGUUCAUGCGCGCCGCCUACGUGCUCCCCCGCGCCGCCGUCGCGCCGCUGCCGGGGCAGGGGCGGCAGCGGCGGCCGCGACUGCUGGUGAUCGCGCGCGGGGGCAACCGGCGGUUCGUGAACGUGGAGGAGAUCGUGCGCGGGGCGCGGAAGGUGGGGUUCGAGGUGGUGGUGUCGGAGGGCGGGCACGAGGUGGCGCCGUUCGCGGAGGUGGCCAACGGCUGCGACGCCAUGGUGGGCGUGCACGGCGCCGGGCUGACCAACAUGGUGUUCCUGCCGAGGGGCGCGGUGGUGAUCCAGGUGGUGCCGCUGGGCCCGAUGGUGUUCGUGGCGAGCUACUUCCGGGGCCCGUCCAUGGACAUGGGGCUCCGGUACCUCGAGUACCAGAUCGCGCCGGAGGAGAGCACGCUGCUCGACAAGUACCCGCGCGACCACCCCGUGAUCGCCGACCCCGGGAGUAUCAAGGCCAAGGACUGGGUGUCGUUCAUGGGGGUGUACCUGUUCGAGCAGGACGUGCGCCUGGACAUGAAGCGGUUCCGCCCUGUCCUCAAGAAGGCACUCUCGCGCCUUAGAGCCAAGCCCAAGAGUAACUAAUCAUCUAAUGUGUUUUCAUCAUCACAGUAUAAUCUCUCAUCGUCAGAGUGUAAUUUAGUAGUAUGUCCUUCUUGACACAUUUUCAAGAACAGCAAAAAAAAACCUCUUUCCCUAUGGAAAGCUUUUACUAAUUACUAGUAGCACUA
Messenger RNA from Setaria italica (foxtail millet), 2232 nucleotides. RefSeq lists its product as uncharacterized. The coding region runs from base 92 to 2086 and encodes 664 amino acids. NCBI's taxonomy places the organism in Eukaryota, Viridiplantae, Streptophyta, Magnoliopsida, Poales, Poaceae. The transcript has 5 exons. The record is from RefSeq and is a predicted model, not a curated record. Gene Ontology annotation, molecular function: glycosyltransferase activity.